This is a messenger RNA of Fomitiporia mediterranea MF3/22, 2910 nucleotides long. Its product is annotated as Piwi-domain-containing protein. The transcript has 4 exons. Bases 15 to 2810 code for a protein of 931 amino acids. The record is from RefSeq and is a predicted model, not a curated record. Gene Ontology annotation, molecular function: RNA binding; protein binding. Lineage: Eukaryota; Fungi; Basidiomycota; Agaricomycetes; Hymenochaetales; Hymenochaetaceae.
UUCGCGUUUUUACCAUGGAUAAUCCUCGUGGAAGAGGUAGGGGCCGAGGUGGACCUCGAGGCGGUGGCGGCCAACGUGGAGGUCCAGGACCCCGUGGUGCACCACCAUCUGCACCUGGCCGUGGCUUUGGGCGCGGCAGAGGGGGUCCCGCCCCAGUGCAGGUGUUCGCACUGGGCGGAACUGCACAGUUGGACGCUCGGCUCAGUGAUCGUGAGCUGACUGCGCUUGUCUCGAAAUUCAGCAAUCUAUCGACAUCGGUGCCUGAUCGCGUCGUACGUCCCGGAUUCGGGAAACGCGGGACAGCAAUCACGCUCCGCGCGAAUUUCUUUGCGUUGAAGUAUCCGAAGAACUGCGUUCUGUACGAUUACCCGAUUGAAAUCACACCUAGUGUGAAGAAAGAGGAGAAGCGUUUGCGAAAGCGCCUUUUCGACUUGUUUGAAUCGUCGCAGGACGUCGCACCAUAUCUUGGAGGCAUUGCCCAUGACAGGAUGCAACGCCUCAUUGCAAGGGCACUGUUACCAGAGGACUUCACCGUAACGAUUGCCUUUUAUGAGGAAGGCCAAGCCGGACCUCGUCCCGGUGCAAAAGAGUACGUCAUAAGCCUGUUAGAGCCGAGGGAACUUCGGUCAGCAGACCUUGACCGGUACCUUCAAGGAGAUGAUGCACAAUACAACCCAUUGGAUAUCAUUUCAGCUUUCAACCUAAUCACUUCCUCCCAUGCGACGCAUACUGGAGUCUCAGUAGGAAAGAACCGCUAUUUCUUUCCACCCAACUCACUGAAUGAGUCGCCCUUCCAACUCGGAAGCGGUUUGGAAGCUUGGAAAGGCUUCUUCUCGAGCGUCCGUCCGGUCUACAAGAGCCUCAUGGUUAAUGUCAACGUUUGCAUGAGCGCUUUUUACGUUCCGCAUUCACGGCUAAGCGAUGCAAUACUCGAAUUUGCGAGGCAGUCGAGAGGUGCAUCGCCUCAAGAGCUAUAUGGUCGUGUACGCGUCACGACUACACAUUUAGGAUAUCGGAGGAGAUAUAGUAUAAAGGCGUUUGGACCGCAAACUGCAAGGAAGACCGUGUUCCAAUGUGAGGAAUACGGUGGCCAAAUCAGUGUCGAACAGUACUUUCAACGCAAAUACAAAGUAAAGCUGAGCCACGCCGACGACAUGCCAGUCAUCAACAUCGGCAACAAGACGAAAGACGUUUAUGUCCCCGCCGAGGUCUGUGAAAUCGAACCAGGACAAUCCUACAACGGCACACUCUCAGACAGGCAGACGGCAGAAAUGAUAAAGGCUGCUUGCAACUCGCCUCCCGUCAACGCACAGGCAAUUUCUAACCAGGGUCUUAAUGUUCUUGGUUUGCGGCAACGCGCAACACCUAUGACCGGCUUCGGUGUUGAAAUAUCUACUGAGUUUACCGUCGUCCCUGCUCGGGUCCUUACCCCACCGAGGGUCAUGUAUCAGUCGGGCCAGCCGAGCGUUGCGAAUGGCUCGUGGAACAUUCUCGGUGUGCGAUUCUCGAGACCGGCGCAACUCACUCGCAUCGCAAUACUUGUAUUGAACGACGGCGGUCGUGAAGACUUCCAGAGCAAUUCCGAUCCCGAUUUACGUAACGUUGUCACCGGUUUCCUCGCUAAAUGUCGCAAUAGUGGUAUGCAAGUUGACAGUGCUCUUCCUCCGUUGCUUUUCCUUCGACUCCCGAGACUAAACUUUCAGCGGGAUCGCUUCCGUACCGAAGCAAUUGCACAAAUCGAGAGCUCCAUCAAGUCCCUUCCCAGUAAACCAAACAUGAUUCUUGUAUUCAUGACAGGCAAGGAUCCUGAUAUCUACCCCGGACUGAAGAAACUAUGCGACAUGAAACUCGGCAUUCCAACACUAUGCAUGAUCAUGUCGAAAGUACGUAAGGAGCGCGGCCAAGACCAGUACUUCUCCAACAUUGCACUCAAAGUGAAUGCAAAACUCGGCGGCAUCAACCAUCAGAUCCACCCAGAUUCUCUCAAGUGGUUGAAGAACACAAUGCUCGUCGGAAUGGACGUGACACAUCCUGGGAUCGGUUGUGUAAAAGGAACACCCUCGAUUGCUGCAGUCGUCGCAUCGUGCGACACUAAUUUCAUGCAUUAUCCAGUCAGCUUGCGUCUGCAGGAACACCGGAAAGAGAUGAUUACCGAUGUUAAGGAUAUGAUGAUCGAACGAUUAGCGGAAUACAACAAACGUAUGAAGGCUUACCCGGAGCGCGUCAUCGUUUUCCGUGACGGUGUCUCCGAAGGCCAGUUUGACCAAGUGCUCCUCAAAGAACUACCCGAGAUAAAGAAGGCCUUCAAGUCCUUCAAGAACUAUAAUCCGAAGCUAACUAUCUCAAUUUGCGGAAAACGUCAUCAUACUCGCUUCUAUCCAACUAAGCCAGAGGACGCCGAUAGGACGUCAAACACCAAAGCCGGGACAGUCGUUGACAAAGGCGUUACAGCGGUAUACGAUUUUGAUUUCUAUUUGCAGGCACACGCUGGACUCCAGGGCACGGUUCGUGCAACGCAUUACACAGUCGUCUACGACGAGAACAAGUUCCCAGCAGACGAUCUCCAGCAAGGUGCAAACGAUGUCAGUUACUUGUGGGCUAGAGCGACGAAGAGCGUGAGUUUGAUUCCACCAGCGUACUGGGCGGAUCGCGCUUGCGAGCGCGGAAAACACUACUUGCACGGUAUUCUUCCUCCGCCGAAAAAUAGUCCGGAGAGCAGGAUGGAUGAGCAGCAGAUAUCUAGGAAGGCGCAGGAAAUGUGGGGGAACGGUAUCCACGAGAAUCUGAAAGGCACAAUGUUCUACCUAUAACUGACAUGAUUUGUACCAAUAUGUUUGGAGGGAUCUGUAUUCUUACACGCAUUUGUUCUUCCUGUCUUGAUGUUGUGCGUGUCAUGAUUAGAAUUUAGCC